Molecule: messenger RNA, 1632 nt
Organism: Triticum turgidum subsp. durum (durum wheat)
Lineage: Eukaryota; Viridiplantae; Streptophyta; Magnoliopsida; Poales; Poaceae
Source: the annotation of a GenBank genome assembly
AUGGGGCCAGAUCCACAGCUCAACCUCAACUACAACCUUACAUGGAUUUUGCCGGUUGAUGCCGGAUUCGUGUACCUCCUAAGGUUCCAUCUCUGUGAGAUUCAGUCUACUUUUACCUUGCAAAAUCAGAGGACUUUCUACAUCUACAUCAACAACCAGACAGCGUGUGACCCCAUGGAUGUAAUCUUCUGGAGCGGAGGAAUUGGUAGACCAAUAUACAAAGACUAUGUUAUCGUGGCUAGUGGUUCCGGUCAGGUGGACAUGUGGAUUGCACUGCACCCUUAUAUUUCAAGUAGAUCACAAUAUUAUGAUGCAAUACUGAAUGGUCUUGAGGUCUUUAAGCUACAGGGUCACGGAUCGAACAAUCUUGCUGAGCUCAAUCCUCCAAUUCCACAAAAGCUUGAUGUGGAUCCUAAUAGGCUGUCUAGCGGUGUACGAAAAUCCAAAGGUGACAUACUAGCAGCCAUCGGUGGCGGAUUUGCUUUGAUGUUGAUUGUUCUUUUCAGUAUGUGUGUUAUCUGCAGACGGAAGAAGGUCGUGAAGAUUUCUUGCAAAACCAGCUAUGCAUAUCGGAAUCGUCCCACAUGUGAUCUUGUCCAUCACUUCUCAUUUGAAGAAAUUCAACUUGCCACCAAAGAUUUUGAUGAAGCACAUAUCAUCGGCAGAGGCGGUUUUGGGAACGUCUACAGCGGUGAGAUAGAUGGAGGGACAAAGGUGGCGAUCAAGCGACUCAACCAGGAAUCCCAACAAGGCAUUCAUGAGUUCCAGACUGAACUCGAGAUGUUGUGCCAUUUCCGCCAUGGCCACCUUGUAUCUUUGAUUGGCUACUGCAGGGACAAGAAUGAGAUGAUUAUGGUCUAUGACUACAUGCCUCAUGGAACACUGCGUGAGCAUCUGUACGGCACCAGAAACCCAUCACUAUCAUGGAAGCAGCGCCUUAAUAUUUGCAUCGGUGCAGCCCGAGGGCUGCAUUACCUCCACACUGGUACAGAGCAAGGAAUCAUCCACCGCGACGUUAAGACCACCAACAUCCUACUGGAUGAUAGGUUAAUGGCGAAAGUUUCUGACUUUGGUCUAUCUAGGGCAUGUACAGACAUUGACAAUGCGCAUGUGAGCACCGCAGUGAAGGGCUCCUUUGGAUAUUUUGAUCCGGAAUACUUCCUGCUGCGACGUCUCACCAAAAAAUCAGAUGUGUACUCCUUCCGGGUCGUGUUGUUGGAGAUUCUGUGUGCACGCCCUGUGAUAAACACUGAGCUCCCGGACGAGCAAGUGAGCUUGCGUGACUGGGCGCUAUCUUGCCAAGAAAAAGGUGUACUCGAGAAGAUUAUUGACCCCUGUGUUAAGGAGGAGAUCACCCCAAAAUGCCUCAGGAUAUUUGCAGAGCUAGCGGAGAAAUGUGUUGCUCAUCGUAGCAUCGAUAGGCCAUCAAUGGGUGAUGUACUCCAGAAUCUGGAGGUCGCACUCAGGGUGCAGGACAGUAACAACUAUGCCAGGGGGCCAUCGUCUCUUCAGAUCAUCAGUCUAGUGAACUCAUACAAAUCAUCAACCCACUCAAUAACUGACAUCGCUGCACAGGGAGACAUUUUCAGAUAUUUUACAUCCGGAAGGCCGAUAAAAGCAAACUGCAGAUAA